AAAAAUUACACGGGCCCAUAAAAACAGAAAAGAAUAUAAAGAAUUCCGUAUAGCGUGAAAUUUUCUUCCUUUUUUUGCCCCCGAGUUCCAAAGAGUUGACUCAUUUGCAAUCGAGCCAGAAAUGAAUUAUUGGGCUGGGCCAGAAGGUUAGGGUCCGAGUACGAAAUUGUGAUGCGACAAAAGAGCAAAUCCCAAAUCUCAGGCGCUCUCUAUUGGGAGGAGGACUUAUUGUCCAAGCAAACGCAACCCACUUGCAAUGCCAGGCGGGAACUCCAUCACCGGCGGCAAAGUCGGCGUCAGAGUAGUAGUAGCAGGCGACCGUUUCACCGGAAAAUCAAGCUUGAUAGCGGCGGCCGCCACCGAGACUUACCCUGAGAAUGUCCCUCGUGUGCUUCCUCCUACUCGCCUCCCCGCCGAUUUCUUCCCCGAUCGCAUCCCUAUCACUAUCAUCGACACUUCUGCUGCAUUGGAGAGUAGAGGAAAGCUUAUCGAAGAAUUGAAGAGAGCUGACGUGGUAGUGUUAACUUACUCAUGUGAUCAACCUUUGACACUUAGUCGUUUGAGUAGUUUUUGGCUCGAGGAACUUCGCAGAUUAGAGGUAAAGGUACCUGUAAUUGUGGUUGGCUGCAAGCUAGAUUUGAGAGAUGAGGCUUAUCCUGUUAGCUUGGAGCAGGUCAUGGGACCCAUCAUGCAGCAACAUAGAGAAAUUGAGACUUGUAUUGAAUGUUCUGCAGUUACCCUUAUGCAGGUUCCAGACGUUUUCUUUUAUGCCCAAAAGGCUGUACUUCAUCCAACAGCUCCAUUGUUUGACCAAGAACAUCAUACUUUGAAACCUAGAUGUGAGAGAGCUUUGAGAAGGAUAUUUCUUCUUUGUGACCAUGACAUGGAUGGCGCACUCAACGAUUUAGAGUUGAAUAACUUUCAGGUUAAGUGUUUUAACGCUCCACUGCAGCCUGCUGAAAUAGUGGGUGUGCGAAGAGUGGUACAAGAAAAGAAGAGAGAUGGUGUUAAUGACAUUGGUCUUACUCUUGAAGGAUUUCUUUUUCUCCAUUCUCUUUUCAUUGAUAGGGGGCGAAUUGAGACUACUUGGACUGUUUUGAGAAAAUUUGGUUAUGAUGAUGAGUUAAAACUCAGAGAUGAUCUUCUUCCUGUACCUUAUAAGCAUGCUCCUGAUCAGAGUAUAGAGCUGACUAUUGAAGUGGUAGAAUUUCUUCGUGGGAUCUUUCGAUUGUUUGACAUUGAUAAUCAUGGAGCCCUACGACCUACUGAGCUUGAUGAGCUAUUCUCAACUGCUCCAGAAAAUCCUUGGUGUGAAGCUCCUUACAAGGAUGCUGCAGAGAGAACAAUGCAAAGAAGUUUAACUCUUAAGGGCUUCCUAUCCGGGUGGGACCUUAUGACGCUGCUGAAUCCAAAGAGUAGUUUGGCUAAUUUGAUAUAUGUUGGUUAUAGUGGAAAUCCUGCUUCAGCACUCCGUGUUACUCGAAGAAGAACAGUAGAUCGAAAGAAGCAACAAACAGAAAGAAAUGUCUUUCAUUGCUUGGUUUUUGGUCCUAAAAAUGCUGGAAAGUCUGCUCUCUUGAACUCAUUUUUGGGAAGGCCGUUCUCAGAAAGUUUCCAUUUGCCAAUAGGUGAGCAUUUUGCAGCAAAUGUUGUUGACCAGCUUGGGGGGAUUAAGAAGACUCUUAUUCUGCGAGAGGUGCCAGAAGAUGGAGUGAAGAAAUAUUUGUCAAAUAAAGAAUCUUUGGCAGCCUGUGAUGUUGCUGUAUUUGUCUAUGAUUGUUCAGAUGAAUAUUCAUGGAAAAGGUCUUGUGAACUGCUUGUGGAAAUAGUUAGACAAGGUGAAGAAAGUGGCUAUGGAAUGCCUUGCCUUCUUAUCGCAGCCAAGGAUGACUUGGAUCCAUAUCCAAUGGCAGUACAAGAUUCAGUAGCGGUUUGUCAGGAGUUGGGUAUAGAGGCCCCUAUUCCCGUCAGCACUAAAUUAGGAGAAAUGAACAAUGUGUUCUGUAGAAUUUUAAGUGCAGCCGUACGUCCUCAUUUAAAUAUUCCAGAAACUGAAUCUGGUAGGAGACGGAAAGUAUUUCGCCAGCUUGUCAAUCACUCCCUUAUUUUUAUGUCAGUUGGUGCUGGUUUGGCUGUUGUCGGUCUUGCAGCUUUUCGUGCCUACUCAGCAAGGAAGAAUUCUUCCAAUUAAAAAUUUAAGCUGUCAAUCAACUGCUGCCAUUUUGGUAAUUCAGUAGAAGGUUUUUCCAGUUUUGCACACUACAACUCAAGAUUUUUUUGUAUAUAUAUAUAUAAUGUUCAUGUCCCUUGGAAUUCACAUUUCCAUUCUUUUUCCUCCUUUAAAUUUAAAGGUAGGCCAACCACAUGUUGCACUGUUGUGUGUAAUGCCCCUAUCACAGCACUGUCAUGCGCUGAUUGAAAGAUCACUCGCAUCAUUUUGAUGAAUGUUUUCACUUGGCAAUUCUGUAGCUGAUAGUUCUGCUAUCACAAAGCUUAAUCUAAACAUGUUUACAAGUCUUACUUUCA
Molecule: messenger RNA, 2526 nt
Organism: Ricinus communis (castor bean)
Lineage: Eukaryota; Viridiplantae; Streptophyta; Magnoliopsida; Malpighiales; Euphorbiaceae
Product: mitochondrial Rho GTPase 2
Exons: 15
Coding region: 257-2191 (644 amino acids)
Biological process (GO): small GTPase-mediated signal transduction; mitochondrion organization
Cellular component (GO): mitochondrial outer membrane
Molecular function (GO): calcium ion binding; GTP binding; GTPase activity
Source: RefSeq, a predicted model, not a curated record